AUGCGAUGCGCGAGCAAGGCCGCCGACAGCGCGUCUGCACGUCUCUGUGCGGACGCCGAAGCAGAAACAACAGCAACUGAUGUCUCAUCGGUUGCUGAAGCGACCCAGCCUGUGUCACUUGGUGAUGCAGGCGCUGGUCAUGAAGACACUCGUGUCUUCACAGAGUACGAGCUCGGUGUCUCGUACUCUCCUAAUACGGAUGACGGAUCCGUAUCGACGGCGAUUGAAUCUAAGCCGCCUGCCAAGCGUGGCAUGGACGAUGCUUUGCGUCGCAGCAUCUUUGGUUCAUCUGAUGAAUCAGAUGAACCAUCGCCGAAGCGAAGGCGCUCGAGAAAAGAAGGCAUGGAUGCCUCCAAAAUCCGUCAUGGAUCACUUGUCGGCGACGACGAGUGA
Peronospora matthiolae is the source of this 393-nucleotide messenger RNA. Lineage: Eukaryota; Oomycota; Peronosporomycetes; Peronosporales; Peronosporaceae. The record is from the annotation of a GenBank genome assembly.